UUUUAAUCUUUAUAUCCCUUAGAAAGUUAAAUAUGUAUUUUACAGGCUCAGAAGUAAGCUUAAUAUAAGAACCUCCACUUCUACUAUCCUUUAUAUAGCUGAAUCACUUUAAUGAGAUUAUUCCCCACCAAGACGUCUGACCGACCGAAGCCCUGUAAUUUUGAGUUAUAAGCUAUUGAUACCCGCAUGUACAUGUAAUCUGCACGCUUAUCCUGUGGGCCCUUCUACCCAAGAGAGGGUUAAAGCUGGAGAAAUGCUGGAGACGACGUACCAAGCUCGGGGGUGUCCGCUUGUCCCAGCUUAUUCUCGUAUUUUUUGUGCCAAUAUUUAGUCUUGUAGUUUUGAUCGAUUCUGGAGGCUGUGUGGAUAGGAUCACGCACUUAAUUUUCCAUCUCAUUUUCGAAUCCAGGCGUAUUUUGUCCUGGUUCUUGCUUGUAACAAUGGCAGACUCGGCAGGAUCAUGGACUUUGGACGAAGAUGAAAAGUUAAGAAGAAGCGUAGCUGAGCAGGGUAUGUUCGUCAUUAAAUCAACUUUCAUUAUUGGACAAAGCCAAGCUCACGGUAAGAAUGUCUUUACUCUAACACGAAAUUCAUGCAGGCCUUUCGAGACAAAUAAACUGGUACCAAGUUGCUGCUACAAUCGCCAACCGGAGUAACAAAGAUUGCCGGAAACGCUGGGUGUACUCGCUGGCUCCGUCAAUUCAUAAAGGGCCAUGGGAUGCCGAAGAAGAUCGGCUUCUGCGAGAAGGUGUACAAAUUUACGGAACAAAGUUAGUAUUGAACAGCUAGUUAUUUAUUGAAAAGGGGCUUUUCUAGUGUCUUAGUUUUCUACUAGUGUGAUGUGCACAUCUAGAAACGGAAUUCAUUACUGACUGCUAUAACGCUGCAAAGAUGGGCUCAAGUUUCGCGUUUAAUAGUGACGAGAAAUCCCGACCGUUAGUCUUCCUUAUUAUUAAAGCAUCAAAUUUGAUUUGAACUGGAUCUAACCGCAAAUGCAGAGUCAUCACGACGCUGGCACGAAAAUUUAAAGCCAAAUAUCAACCGAGACCGCUGGUCACUCUUAGAGGUACGGCAAUCAUUAUAAAAAGCUGCCCCGUGAAUGUCUUUGCAGUUCAGUGAUACCACGAUACCAUAAUCGUCGAGAGUAUGGGAGUUGACUUCUUCCCAACAGGACGAGACGCUCAGACAAGCUGUGAGGGCCCAUGGUCGCAGAUGGAUUGAGAUUGUGGAGAGAUAUUUUCCCGAGCGGACACCAAUUGGAGCUCGAAACAGGUAAGCAUCUUGCGACUCUCAAUACCACUAUUUAAUGCUGAAGUUAGUGUUUGGCAGAUAUGAUCAACUUCGGAAACGCGUAAUAGAUCAACAGUGUGCGUAGGAGUAGUAUGCCGCUUAUAAUAGAAAUUGUCACAGAGUCAUAGUAACUCUGUGAAAUUCUCGACACUUUUCGUAAAUAAUGAAGUCAGUGUGAAGAAUUGAGCAGAUACCUACCUACAGACUCGAUUUGCAUGUAUGUCUGGGUGCUAGCUCGUAUCAAACUGUUGGAGCUUUGAUGGGAAACCAAAAGAUGGUAGAAAAGAUGGCGAACAGAGCCAAAACAACACGAAACAAGGUACACUAAAAUAUUCUAUA
Sclerotinia trifoliorum is the source of this 1629-nucleotide messenger RNA. NCBI's taxonomy places the organism in Eukaryota, Fungi, Ascomycota, Leotiomycetes, Helotiales, Sclerotiniaceae. The record is from the annotation of a GenBank genome assembly.